AUGGUUCUAAAUCAUGAAAAUUUUAGCAUUGCCACAAUUAAGGAUAAAUCUAAAAAUUUAGUUGUUGAUCAUCGAGCUUUACCUGAUGAUGGAAUAUUAACAAAUGAAAAACCUGUUUCCAAAAAUAUAACCACGAAUUCAAAUAAAAGAAAGAAUGAAGAACCUAAAAGCGAGAUUAAAAGUUUAAUUCAAAAAGUAAAGAAACCAAAAAUAAAUACAAAUACAAAUUUACAACAAGCACCAACAAUUCCAUUCUCUUCAAUGUCACAAGAGCAACAUCUUAGAUUCUUGCAAGUGAAUGCUCUCUAUUCUGUAAAUUUUAAAGAGGAGAAGGAGGAUUAUAUGAGAUGGCAAUACAGUAGAUCAAUCGAGAGAGUAAAAUAUUUAGAUAAAGCAAUUGCUUACCAAGUUGAGAGAUUUUAUGAAGUUUUAAGCGCAAUUGGACUUGCUCUUCCUCCACCUGUUCCUGGUGAUCCUGUGUUAAAAUUUGUACAGCAAAUUUACAUGACAGGAAAAUGUUAUAAUUUUGAAAUUCCCCCAUUUGCAUCUCCAAUUCCAAUACCAUUAGAAAAAGAGUAUUGGCACGAUAAUAAGAAAACAAUAAAUCAAAAUGUUGUCACCUCAAAUAAUAUUAAUGGCAACCAUACGGAUACAAAUGAAUCAAAUCAAGAAAAUUCUCAAGAAAAAAACGAUGAAAAUAAUGACGGCGACAAUAAUAAAGAUUUACCAAAAACGGAUUAUUGGAAGAAAACGGCUCGAAUAUUAGGCGUAAAGACCAAAUUGGAAUAUCAAUUGGAUGCUGGAUUAGAGGAGACUACGAUAUUGGAAAGAGCCUGUUGGUGGAUUUAUAAUUAUAUUCGACCAGAUGCACAUUUAAUGCUCGGUAGAAUUAAUGUUCUAAAUAAUGAAUUACAUCUUGUUGAAUGGAGGAAAAUGAUUGACAUCAUUCCGGAUGGAAAUUGGCCUACACCAUACAGCAAUAUGAUUCAUUAUAUUAUGAAGAAUUUAAAAGGACUACCAGCAGGAACAUAUUUACUAUCCAAAUUAAAAGGUGAACAACACGCAACAAUCUAUAGAAAUAACGAAGCGAUUGAAACACAAGCAUUAACUGCUUCCGCUACCACCACCCCAAUGGAUAUAGAAACUGACGAUGAUGCUGAUGGUACAACAAUUAAUAUACCAGAAUAUGAAACGCACUUUUAUGAUCUUCACAAAGCUCAUUCAAAACCGCCCAGUCUAGAUCGUGAAACUAUACCAUUUGUCAGAUUAAAAUGGAAUGGUCCACUAGAACAAGUUCCCGACACAUUCCCAAUUCGUACAACUGAUACGAGACCGCCAUCGUAUUGUCAUGACUUUAUAAUGAAUGGAGAGUCUAAUCAAUUGCAAAACUAA
Entrophospora sp. SA101 is the source of this 1392-nucleotide messenger RNA. The record is from the annotation of a GenBank genome assembly. NCBI's taxonomy places the organism in Eukaryota, Fungi, Glomeromycota, Glomeromycetes, Entrophosporales, Entrophosporaceae.